This is a messenger RNA of Drosophila sulfurigaster albostrigata, 1390 nucleotides long. Its product is annotated as sterol carrier protein 2. The record is from RefSeq and is a predicted model, not a curated record. NCBI's taxonomy places the organism in Eukaryota, Metazoa, Arthropoda, Insecta, Diptera, Drosophilidae. The transcript has 4 exons. Gene Ontology annotation, molecular function: acyltransferase activity, transferring groups other than amino-acyl groups. Bases 107 to 1330 code for a protein of 407 amino acids.
AGCAAUGUACAACAGUAUGACAGUAUAACAGCGAUCUCACCCGUUGUAUAUAAAUUUGAACGAACACUUGCUGUUUGUACGCCGGGAACAACAGACGGAAUACAAAAUGACCAAGACAAAAGUGUACGUUAUCGGAGUCGGCAUGACCAAGUUCGAGAAGCCUGGUCGCCGUGCCGAUGUUUGCUAUCCCGACUUUGCCAAGGAGGCGGUGACCAAGGCUCUACAGGAUGCCAACAUCAAGUUCGACGAGGUGCAACAGGCUGUCGUUGGUUACGUCUAUGGUGACUCCACCUGCGGCCAGCGUGCUGUCUACGAGGUGGGCAUGACAGGCAUCCCGGUGUACAAUGUGAACAACAAUUGCUCCACGGGCUCCAGUGCCUUGUAUCUGGGAAAGCAGAUAAUCGAGUCGGGCAAUGCUGAUUGUGUGCUCGCCCUUGGCUUCGAGAAGAUGGAGCGUGGUUCUCUGGCCUCCAAAUACUUUGAUCGCGCCAAUCCCAUGGAGCGCCACAUCACAGAAAUGGGUGAGCUCACCGAGAUCGGAGCUGGUCCCAUGGCAGCCCAGAUCUUUGGCAAUGCUGGCAAAGAACAUAUGAAGAAGUACGGCACAAAGCCCGAACAUUUCGGCAAGAUUGCCUGGAAGAACCACAAACAUUCGGUCAAUAAUCCAUACUCGCAGUUCCGCGAUGAAUAUACGCUGGAUCAGAUUAUGAAGUCGCCUCAGGUGGUCGAAGGUGUACUGACUAAACUGCAGUGCUGCCCCACUUCCGAUGGCUCUGGUGCUGCCAUUCUGGCAUCUGAGCAGUUCGUGCGUCGUCAUGGUCUGGAGAAGCAGGCUGUAGAGAUCGUGGGCAUGGAGAUGGCCAGUGACCCAGAGUCUACCUUUGCCGACAAAAGCCUAAUGAAGAUUGCUGGUUAUGACAUGACUCGCCUGGCCACACAGCGUCUGUUCGCGAAGAGUGGUUACAAGCCACAGGAUGUGCAGGUUGUUGAGUUGCACGAUUGCUUCUCGGCCAACGAGCUGGUGACCUAUGAGGCGCUGGGUCUUUGCGCCGAGGGCAAGGCUGGCGAGUUCAUUGAUGCUGGUGACAACACCUACGGAGGCAAGUUUGUGGUCAAUCCCAGUGGUGGACUGAUCUCUAAGGGUCAUCCUCUGGGUGCCACAGGUCUGGCUCAGUGUGCUGAGCUCUGCUGGCAGCUGCGUGGUCUGGCCGAGAAGCGUCAAGUGGCCAAUGUGGAGCUGGCACUGCAACACAAUUUGGGUCUGGGUGGCGCUGUUGUUGUGGGUCUCUAUCGAUUGGGUUUCCCUGGUGCCAGCAAGGCAAAGUUGUAGAUGUUGAAUUUGUUUGUUUUUGUAAAUAUAUUCUAUGUAUUAUUGUUGUCUUUUAAAUAA